Messenger RNA from Cyprinodon variegatus (sheepshead minnow), 2710 nucleotides. RefSeq names its product POU domain, class 3, transcription factor 2-like (gene pou3f2a). Gene Ontology annotation, biological process: regulation of transcription by RNA polymerase II. NCBI's taxonomy places the organism in Eukaryota, Metazoa, Chordata, Actinopteri, Cyprinodontiformes, Cyprinodontidae. The record is from RefSeq and is a predicted model, not a curated record. Gene Ontology annotation, molecular function: RNA polymerase II cis-regulatory region sequence-specific DNA binding; DNA-binding transcription factor activity, RNA polymerase II-specific. The transcript has 2 exons. The coding region runs from base 16 to 1455 and encodes 479 amino acids.
CUGAGAUCUGAUCUAAUGCCAAGUGCCACAAGACUGAUCGCAUUGUUGGCCAGACUGAUUGGGGUUUCAACACAAUCUCCCGUGACCAAUGAGCGGGGUGCUGUCAGGGGUAACCACAUCUGUCAGGCGUUCUCGGCCAAUAAAGAGCGGAGCGAGGCGGACCACAGGUGCGCGCCUCUGCGUCCCCUUGGCACAGCGCCCGGGAGAUGCUGGAGAGAGACGACUAUAGUUGCCCUGUGGCGCAAAGAGAGUUCCUGUCAGAGGCAGCUUCCCUCUUUAACUCCGGCUAUCACUCUGGCUCCGAGAGAGUUUAUGGCGACCGCAGCGUCCAACCACUACAGCGUCCUCACCACCCCCAGCAGCGCGCCGCCGCCGCCGCACUCGGAGUCCGGGAGCAUGCAGCAGGCGGCAGCGUACAGGGACGCGCACACCCUGCUCCAGAACGACUACGGCUCGCUACCGGGCGGUGGGCAUCCGCUCAGCCACGCGCACCAGUGGAUCACAGCGCUCUCUCACGGUGACAGUGGGCCACCGUGGCCGUCCAGUCCCCUCCGAGAGCAGGACGUGAAGCCCAUCCUGCACGACAGUGACCGAGAUGAGCUGCAGAACUCCACCAGCCUGCAGCAACAGCGACACCCUCACCUAGCGCACCAACAGGCGCAUCACGACGCCAGAGCAUGGCGAAACACUACGGCUACGACGCACAUCACCGGCAUGGCGACAUCUGAGGGACAGAGCCUGGUGUACUCCCAGUCCGGCUUUGGUUUGAUGCCGGGGGGAGAGCAAGGAGGGAUGCAUCACCACCCCCUGCGGGACGAAGACCACCACAGCCACAGCCCGCACCUCAGUGAGCACGGGGGCGGCCCCGGGGCCCACCACCACCAGCAGCACGGGGGCCAUCAGGACCAGUCGGACGAGGACACGCCGACCUCGGAUGAGCUGGAGCAGUUCGCCAAGCAGUUCAAGCAGCGGCGGAUCAAGCUGGGCUUCACCCAGGCGGACGUGGGGCUGGCCCUGGGGACUCUCUACGGGAACGUCUUCUCUCAGACCACCAUCUGCAGGUUCGAGGCGCUCCAGCUCAGCUUCAAGAACAUGUGCAAACUCAAACCGCUGCUGAACAAGUGGCUGGAGGAGGCGGACUCCACGUCAGGGAGCCCCACCAGCCUGGAUAAGAUCGCAGCGCAGGGGAGGAAAAGAAAAAAGCGGACCUCUAUCGAGGUGGGCGUCAAGGGCGCUCUGGAGAGCCAUUUUCUGAAAUGCCCCAAACCCGGAGCGGCUGAGAUCAACUCCCUGGCGGACAGCCUGCAGCUAGAGAAGGAGGUGGUGAGGGUCUGGUUCUGUAACCGGCGGCAGAAGGAGAAGAGAAUGACUCCAGCAGGGGGACAGAUACCAGGAGGGGAGGACAUGUACGGGGACACCCCUCCUCACCACGGAGGACAGACUCCUGUGCAGUGACCCCUGUUUAGUGUUCUCACUUUUAUUUUGGGAGAAAACAAGCCUUUGAAGGAGGCGGCUUCUUAUUUGUCAAAUUCAGCUGGAACUGGACUUCAGCCAGUUUUAAGUGUUGGACGUACGCAGGGAUGCAGAGUGGCACCCCGGUGCUAAAAAACACUCAGCAGAGAUGCGUAGAAUGGCUUCACGCCAGGCAGAAUGAGCAAGUGUGGGCUAACCAAAAUGGGGAAGAAAAAUAAAACAGGGGGGGAGAAAAAAAAAAAAAGGCAACGACAUUUUCUGCAAUUUUCCAGCAACACAGGAGGAAAACUAUAGGAACAGGCUGCAGUGGUAAAUAAACGCCAUCUUUCCAUCAUAACAAAAGCGACAGGGAUCCUGCAGCUUUUGGCAAAAGGCUGAAAUGGAAAACACCUGCUGUAGCCCAAAAUACAGGCCACACACUUUAUUAUUAUUACUAUUAUUAUAAUUUAUGGAUAUUAUUUGUCUAUAUUCUAUGAAUUAAUAAUCAAAACAAUAAUGAUAAUUAUAUAAUAAACAAAAAUAAUAGUAAUGGCAAUAACAAUUAUAAUAGUAAUAAUAAUAAUAGUAGUAAUAAAGUGUGUGAUUGUUUCAUUUAUCUGCUUCCGUUUACACUGUGUUCUUUACUGUCGGUUAUAUUUGUACUUUUCCCAAAACGCUGUGAUGAAACAGACCGAGACUGUCCGACUGGAGAAUUCAAAGCAAUCAGGUUUAUUUUAGCCUUUCUCUCUUUAAAAACGAAAAAGGUGGUAAUGGGUGAGAGAUCCUGGUAUGGACUCACCUAUUCACUGAGAAAAACCUGUUGGUUUUUUUGUUUGUUUGUUUGUUUUUUAAGUAUAUAUCCUUACUUUGUUAACUGUAUAUCUGUUUUUGUUUUUUGUUUUUCCAUGUCAAACUGUGCCAAAGCACAAACACAGACACGUGUUCUUGUGCCACCUUAAUCCUGUGAUUAUGAUCUAAUAUGUGAGACAUUUCUGUGGGGAUCUUCUCCAGAAGUUAGAGAUCAAAUCUCUGACGCAGAUUCAUUGAAAUCUUGUAGGUCAGAAACUCAAAUACAGUUGAGGAAUUUUGAUGAUUGCAGAUAAAUUAUUAGGGAAUUUUUAAUUAAUAGAAAUACGAAUUUCGAAUUCCAUUUUGUUGCAAAUCAACUGAAAAAUCGCAAUAUUUAAAAUAUUAACUUGUAACACCAAAUAAUUAUUUUUAUUGUUUUUAUUGGACUUAUAGUAAAAAAAAAAAACAC